AUGGCCUCUUACCUCAUUCUAGUGCUAUGCUCACUUUACAUCUCGGUGUCCUCUGCCUCCCAGGACCAAUAUGCACAGAGCCCCUUGAAUCCGAUCAGCAUUGAAGAUAUAGUCUCACCCAGCUCAAAUCCGACUAACGCCUGCCCUUACUGGCUUGAGGACAUCCCUCACCAAGGUAUCGCAGCGUUCAAUCCGCAUUCGAGCAGCUAUCAUGUCUUUCGGAAUGUCAAAGACUAUGGCGCCAAGGGCGACGGCGUGACCGAUGAGACCGCAUCCAUUAACCUGGCGAUAAAGAGCGGGGACAGAUGUGAUCCAGAAAGUUGCAAAUCUUCUACGACCACACCGGCUGUCGUCUACUUCCCCGCGGGCACGUACAUGAUAUCGUCCUCGAUCAGUGAUUAUUACUACACUCAGCUCAUCGGCAACCCUAACUGCAUGCCUACUCUGCGCGCAAGUCGAAAUUUUACCGACAGUACUCUGAUCGACACAAACUUCAAUAACAGGUACAAUGCCACCAACGUUUUCUGGCGCCAGAUUCGCAAUCUAAACAUUGACAUGACCCUGAUUGCCCCAGCUAAGGAAGUGACAGGCCUUAAAUGGACCGCUUCCCAAUCCACAAGCCUUCAAAACCUGAGAUUUUUAAUGAGCGAUGCGCAUGGUACUCGACAAACAGGCUUGUACAUCCCCGAGGGAUCGGGUGGCUUUCUCGGCGACCUAGUGUUCCAUGGAGGUCGUCAAGCUGCUGCGAUCGGCAAUCAGCAGUUCACCAUGAGAAAUCUCACAUUUUAUAAUGCAGGGACUGCCAUCAAUAAUACUUGGGACUGGAGCUGGACAUAUCAGGAUAUAAACAUCAUCAAUUGUUCAAUAGGUAUCGACAUGUCUUGGGGAGGUCCGCGAAAAAUAGAUCAAGGCGUCGGUUCAGUAACCCUCCUCGAUUCCAGCAUUACGGACACGCGUGUAGGCAUACGUACCUCUUACAACACCCAUCCUCAAAAACCCGCAGAAGGGAGCUUGGUUUUAGAGAACAUCAAACUCAAGAAGGUUGACGUUGCUGUCCAGGGAUUAAGCGGACCAAUUCUUUCUGGUACAAAAGGCUCCACUACCCUGGCCAUUGCUGGCUGGCGAGAGGGUAAUACAUAUACGUCCACGGGGGUCAAGAAGCUCCAAGGACCCGUCAGUCCGAACACCAGGCCAGCUUCUCUGAUGAGCGGCGACAAGUACUACGUGCGAUCCAAGCCCCAAUACGAGACUUUUCCCUUGUCUCAAUUCGUCAGUGCAAGAUCUAUCGGAUGUCGAGGUGACGGUGUGACAGAUGACACGGCAGCUCUACAAGCUGCCAUCCUUGCCUCGGCAUUUUCCCGCAAGAUCCUCUUUAUCGACCACGGUACGUAUAAGGUGUCGGCGACUGUCUACAUCCCUGCGGGUGCUAGAAUAGUUGGCGAGUCCUAUUCUGUCAUCAUGGGAAGCGGGGGUUGGUUCGCAAACAUGAACCAACCAUUCCCCGUCUUGCGAAUCGGCCAGCCUGGCGAGAAGGGAUCUGUCGAGCUGUCGGACCUAGUUGUCAGCACACAGGCAUCUGCGCCUGGGGCCAUUCUCAUGGAAUACAAUCUCGCUUCCCCGUCCAAUUCGCCCUCGGGAAUGUGGGAUGUCCACGCACGGAUCGGAGGCUUUGCCGGCUCAGAUCUAAGCCUCAAGCAGUGCCCGAAGACGCCGCAGAAUCGCACACCCCCUACACCCAUCAACACCAAUUGCAUCGCGGCAUACAUGACGAUGCACUUGACAAAGUCCUCAUCUGGAUUGUAUCUGGAGAAUGUGUGGCUGUGGGUGGCCGACCACGACCUAGAUGACCCAGGACAGAGGCAAAUCACAAUUUACGCAGGUCGAGGACUCUACGACGAAAGCUCGUUAGGAAAUUUUUGGCUCGUGGGCACAGCGUCCGAGCACCACACGCUGUAUCAAUACCAAUUUGCCAAUACGCAGAAUGUUUUUAUGGGCUUAAUACAGACCGAGACGGCGUACUAUCAGCCCAAUCCGCCCGCCUAUUUGCCCUUCCCCGUGAAUCCUGCACUCAGAGAUCCGAAUUACGCCGCGAUUUGCAAUUCAACCACCUUUCCCUCGAGCAACUGCUCCGCGUAUGCUUUGCGUAUCCUCAACUCGAGCUCGAUCCUCACCUAUGGGGCGGGGCUGUAUAGCUUUUUCAGCGACUACGGCCAGGCUUGUUUGAUUACCAGUUCGUGCCAGCCGGCCAUCUUCUCGCUCGAAGGGAGCCUCUCGAACAUCGGUGUGUAUAACUUGAACACCGUGGGCACGCAAAAUUUGAUUGUCCGGGACGGGAAGGCCUUGGUUAUGAAAACUAUGAGUACCAUCUCCGGAUUCACGGAUACAUUGGCUCUAUUCAGAAUCUGA
Molecule: messenger RNA, 2406 nt
Organism: Fonsecaea multimorphosa CBS 102226
Lineage: Eukaryota; Fungi; Ascomycota; Eurotiomycetes; Chaetothyriales; Herpotrichiellaceae
Exons: 2
Coding region: 1-2406 (801 amino acids)
Molecular function (GO): polygalacturonase activity
Source: RefSeq, a predicted model, not a curated record